GCGGCGGGUCCGCCUCUUUCAUUGAUGAAAUUUAAAUUCCUCGGGGUUUGCCUCCCGCCCGCCGGCCCGGGAGGGACUGCUCGGCUGAGGGGCCAGCGCGGCGGGCGGGCUGCUCCCAGCGGGACCGGGGCCGCCGUCUCUCCCGCCUCCCCGCAGCUGCUCGAUCGCCGGCGGCGGCCAGCCUCCGCAGGGGCGCGGGGAGACAGCCUGCCUCCCCCCCCGGCCCUUCCCUCCCCAGCCCUGGGGUAAAGAAAACACCCAAACAAUUCGGUCUUUAUUUAUAAGAGCACAGUAUUUAUUUUAUUAAAGAGCGAAAAUGUCGUCUUUUGCGAAAGAUUUCAGCAAAGCAAUGUCUCAAGCUGGCACUUCACAGUUUCAGGAAGUCAUUCGACAAGAGCUGGAGUAUUCAAUGAAAGUAGAACUUGAUAAGAUACUUGCGACUGCACCUUCAAAUGAGCUAGAGCACACUAAAAAGGACCUGGAAGGAUUUAAGAAGCUAUUUCAUAGAUUCCUACAAGAAAAGGGACCAUCUGUGGACUGGGGGAAGAUUCAGAGACCUCCAGAAGAUUCUAUCCAGCCUUAUGAGAAGAUAAAGGCCAGAGGACUGCCUGAUAACAUUGCUUCUGUCUUGAACAAGCUGGUGGUUGUGAAACUAAAUGGCGGCUUGGGCACAAGCAUGGGUUGUAAAGGCCCCAAAAGUCUUAUCGGGGUGCGGAAUGAGAACACCUUCUUGGAUCUGACAGUUCAGCAGAUUGAGCAUUUAAACAAAUCCUACAACACUGAUGUUCCUCUUGUUCUCAUGAAUUCCUUCAACACUGAUGAUGACACAAAGAAAAUCUUGCAGAAAUACAGUCACAGCCGUGUGAAGAUAUAUACUUUUAAUCAAAGCAGGUAUCCUAGAAUUAACAAGGAAACUCUGCUGCCAAUAGCCAAGGAUGUAUCUUACUCAGGAGAGAAUACAGAGUGCUGGUAUCCCCCAGGCCACGGAGAUAUCUAUGCCAGUUUCUAUAACUCUGGUCUGCUGGAUAACCUUAUUGGAGAGGGGAAGGAAUAUAUUUUUGUAUCCAAUAUAGAUAACUUGGGUGCCACUGUGGACCUUUACAUUCUUAAUCAUCUUAUGAACCCACCCAAUGGAAAACGUUGUGAAUUUGUCAUGGAAGUCACAAACAAAACCAGGGCAGAUGUGAAGGGUGGCACGCUUACGCAAUAUGAAAACAAGCUGAGGCUGGUGGAGAUAGCUCAGGUCCCAAAAGCACACGUGGAUGAAUUCAAGUCCGUGUCAAAAUUCAAAAUAUUCAAUACCAACAAUUUGUGGAUUGCUCUGUCUGCAAUUAAAAGGCUGCAAGAGAAGAAUGCUAUUGACAUGGAGAUCAUUGUUAACCCAAAGACUCUGGAUGGAGGCUUGAAUGUUAUCCAGUUGGAGACUGCAGUUGGUGCUGCUAUUAAGAGUUUUGAGAACUCUCUGGGGAUAAACGUACCUCGUAGUCGUUUUCUGCCUGUUAAGACCACGUCAGAUCUCUUGCUUGUGAUGUCUAAUUUGUAUAGCCUUAAUGCUGGAUCUCUAACGAUGAGCGAGAAGCGUGAAUUUCCAACAGUGCCUCUUGUCAAACUGGGAAGUUCUUUCACAAAGGUUCAAGAUUACCUGCGGCGGUUUGAAAGUAUUCCAGAUAUGCUGGAGCUGGAUCAUCUCACAGUUUCAGGUGAUGUUACAUUUGGGAAGAAUGUUUCAUUAAAGGGAACAGUUAUCAUCAUUGCAAAUCACGGCGACAGAAUUGACAUCCCAGCUGGAGCCCUACUAGAGAACAAAAUCGUAUCUGGCAAUCUUCGGAUCCUGGACCACUGAGUCGGGGAAAGGGCACGGCUGGUUCUGUAGACUGCUGUGCUAAACCAGCCUUGUACUGGAAGAACCUUUUAAGCAUUAGAAAUAUAAGUACACAGAGGGCCUAUGCUUUGUCAUCUUCACAGUACCCUGCAGUAUUAAUUUAAAAUUAAUUUCUCUUGCUUAUCUUUUUAAGCAGACACAUAGCGCAAUGGAUGUGCGUAAGUAAUGCUUCAGUCCUUAAAGAGAUUCUGUAACUCAGUUAAUAUAACCUUGAAGUGCAAUACUGUUUGUCUUGCGGUAAGAUGGACAGAUCUUCUUUGAUAAGAAGUUAAGAGGCUUGCCUCUAACAUUUAGUAGUUUUGAAUUGCUUGUAACUGCAGAAAUAAAGCUGUGAAGCAAUACAUGUGGGACAACAUGGUUAGCUACUCAUGUGACUUUUUAUGAAGUAUAAGUAAGUGCAGGCACAGUUAAAAACCAAAAGUUUCACUACUGCUGAACAGGCUGUUAAAAACCCUGUAUUUCAUGUGCUCACAACUCUCCCCACCUAUAGCCCUCUUUACCCCCACAAACUACAAGUGGGAUGUCCUAUCCCAGUUGUAUGUCAAAUACUGGGGUAAGGCUGUCAAUACCUCCAUUUCUGUAUUGUGAGUGGGAAUCAUUGGUGUUCCAAACUCGCCCAAAGAAUCUAAUACUUGAGAAAAAUGCCUUGCUAUCCACAUGUGGUGUUUGCUCUUUCACAUCCCAUUUAAGACUGGAUCUCCUGUUAAUAUCUUUAAAUCCUUGAGCUGCCCUCUUUUUUCAAUAAAUGGAUCAUGUUGACUACACCCGUGUUCAUAUUGUCACAGCCAUGUAUGUUAAUUUAUCUUCUCUUGAGUAAUUUCUAAAUUUGUACAGGAAAUGAAAUCCCUGUCCUGAUCACUAUUGAUUUCUUAAUGUUUCUCUUGUAUUUACAUGCAGACAACUUUAUUUUGUAAGCUUAGUAUAACACUGGUAUGUAUCAUUAAAGAAGUUGGUCUUUAAAAACAA
Molecule: messenger RNA, 2848 nt
Organism: Aquila chrysaetos chrysaetos
Lineage: Eukaryota; Metazoa; Chordata; Aves; Accipitriformes; Accipitridae
Gene: UGP2
Product: UDP-glucose pyrophosphorylase 2
Exons: 10
Coding region: 317-1843 (508 amino acids)
Biological process (GO): UDP-alpha-D-glucose metabolic process; glycogen metabolic process
Cellular component (GO): cytoplasm
Molecular function (GO): UTP:glucose-1-phosphate uridylyltransferase activity
Source: RefSeq, a predicted model, not a curated record